AUGGCGGCGACCGACAAUGUCUCGUUCGCGCAGGGCCUGUUCGUGACGCUGUGGCCCAAGGUCGAGCGCUGCCACGACUACGUCGAGCUCCUCUUGGUCGCUCAAGAGACGCUGCAGCACACGGUGGAUAAACUCAUGGCCGGUCUCCAAGAAGCAGACAAAGCAGACGCGUGCUCGAUCGAGCGCUACGCUGACCGACUGCGCCACUUUCCCGCGCGCGUGGAGACACUGGAGAAGAAACUCGUGCGGAUCCGAGCGCGUCUCGUGGCGAUGAAGAAGGCGCAGGGCCACGAUGUGUGCGCCACGAGCGAGCAACCGGCCGUGUACGCGACGACGCCGUUGUUUUAA
This is a messenger RNA of Hyaloperonospora brassicae, 348 nucleotides long. NCBI's taxonomy places the organism in Eukaryota, Oomycota, Peronosporomycetes, Peronosporales, Peronosporaceae. The record is from the annotation of a GenBank genome assembly.